Messenger RNA from Cladophialophora psammophila CBS 110553, 510 nucleotides. RefSeq lists its product as uncharacterized. Gene Ontology annotation, cellular component: membrane. NCBI's taxonomy places the organism in Eukaryota, Fungi, Ascomycota, Eurotiomycetes, Chaetothyriales, Herpotrichiellaceae. The record is from RefSeq and is a predicted model, not a curated record. The coding region runs from base 1 to 510 and encodes 169 amino acids. Gene Ontology annotation, biological process: amino acid transmembrane transport. Gene Ontology annotation, molecular function: amino acid transmembrane transporter activity. The transcript has 2 exons.
AUGGCUUUCCUUAUUACUGCCUCGCACGUCACUAUGACAUUUCCAUUUCUCAGCUUUCGUCAUGUCAGCAGCAGCUCUGCGCAGGCUCUGAAGUGGUUGGUGAACCUUAUUGCUGCUUCUCAGGAGAUCAACUACAUCGUCGUGGGCACGACGUACUUGUUCUUUUACCGAGCACUCAAAGCUCAAGGAGUAGACCGACAAACCUUGCCUUACAGAGGUCAACCGUACGUCAACAUUUUCGGCUUGACCGUUGUCACGAUUGUCGUCUUCAUCCAGGGGUACUAUGUCUUCUUACCGGGCGGAUGGGACGUUGGUAACUUCUUCACCUAUUACACCAUGGUAUUCGCCUGUGCAGUCUUCUUUCUCAGCUGGAAGCUCCUAAAGCGGACCAAAUUCGUGCACCCUACAGCGGCAGAUCUGGUGUGGGACAAGCCUGCCAUCGACGCCUAUGAAGACUCUGGGUCUGUGGGAAGAUAUAUGGAUCUCGUUCCUGGCAACGCUGCGUGUUAG